GAGAGAGAGAGAGGAGAGAGAGAGAGAGAGAGAAUUUGGAUGGAGGGCGCGUGUGUUUUCACAUUCGCUCGCUUGGGGAUGUCAAUAGGCACGUAUGCGGUUACAGCACUGUGCACUGCCGUGCAUACAUCGUAAUCGCGUACGGUUAUCCGUAAUGAGACUCUCAUGUUGUGUCAGGCAGAAGGAAACGUAGCGUUUAAGCGAUAGAAAGAAAAAAAAGGAAGAGAGAAAGAGGAACGUCGAUUGAACUCCGUAAUUUGCUUUCCAUCCCUCGUUACAACCGAAACGGAGAUAUCACUGUGAAAUGUAGCGACAAUGACAACACCUAUGUGUGAGGAUGGUGGGCCCUUGAGAGAAUGGGCACCGCUUGCUGUCCUCUUGCAACAGAUACCUGCCAAGAUACAAAACGGUAUUUUCACACAAGACAUUAGUUUCACUUGCAUCGAUGCCCUGACCGAGUUUAUCGCCAUUGGAACUAAUCAUGGACUUGUUUACUGGUACAACAGAGAGAAACAGGAUUUGCAGAGACUACGUUGCGAGAAUAUAAAUUCCAAAAUCACAAGUAUACAAGUAAUCUCAACAGUUGAUUUUAUGGUUGCAGCAGGCAAUGAACAUGGUGUUGUUACAGUUUUUCAAAUUCCCAAGAAUCCACCAGACUCAUUGCCGAACAGUUUGAAGCCAAAACAGAAGAAACAGGUGGAAAGAUAUAGUAUAAGUGGUUUGCAUAAUACUGCAGUGACAGCGGUAGAAUGGUCUAAGAAUGGUAUGAAAUUAUUUAGUGGGGAUAAAGAUGGUUUAGUAGUUUUAACAGAGAUUGAUUUUUAUAUGCAUUUAUCUAAAUCGUCCAAAUUAUUAAAUGAGAAAUAUUCUGUGGUACAAUUGAGCUAUCAACAAGGUUUACUGCUAGUCUCGACAACAUUACGUACAAUUUUAGUAAAUAGAAAUGAAAAUGGAAAGGUGACACAAGUUGGCCAAAAGGAACGUAAAACAUUAGGUAAGCUAGGAGCGGUAUUUGGUUCUCGACAGAAUUAUGUGCAAGAUCCGGUAAUCUAUGCAAGUAGACCAGGUUUACGUUUAUGGCAAGCUGAUAAGAUUGGAACUGUACUGAAAACGCUCAUAUUUAAGGAUGCCGUUAGAUCGAGUCAUACAGAAGUGGCAUUACUGAAUCCCGCACCUGAAGGAUCAAGAAGAAAUCGCGGCGAGCCUUCGUUCGGCAUCGUAUUACCGUUUUGUGAUGAUUUAUUAGUAACGUACUGUGAUGAUGUAGUCUAUGUAGUAAAUCCAAAUACUAUCGCAAUAACAUCGAUCGUGAAUGAUUUACGGCGCGUUACUGAUGUAGCUUGCACGAAAGACGAGAUAUUUAUAUUGGAAGGAGAAAGAAAUAUUUUGCGAAUUGCCUAUUAUCCUGAGAAUAAUAUUUUUACAGAAGAAACGAGAAGGACAUUGGAUCCUUUAUUAUCAUUCGCUGAAUAUAGUAAGCCUGUUGCUAAUGGUAUAUUAGAACUAACUUCAAAAUUGAAAGAAAGUAAUAUAGUGCCAGCUAUUCCCUUUCCCAAAAUCAACCCAACCAACAUUAUUCAAUCUGUAAGUAUUGUACCAACUAUUACUGGUACUACCAAUGAACUGGACACCAAUGCGAUUGCAAAUGCAGAGGAAGCUGUGGAAGUGCCACCGAUAGUUCCAAUAGAGUUAAAUACUCCACUUGUAACGGAUAUUAAUAAAAUACUGGAAUAUAACGAUACUAGCAGAAUAAGAAACGCGGAAGACAUAAAGAGCAAUGAUCGUCGCGAGAUAUUUCAAAAAAUCGGUCAACAGGAAUUCGAGGAUGUCGUUUUCACACCUGAAAGGAAGCAAAAAAGGUCUCGAAAUAAAAUAAUGAACGGAAGCGGAAGUAUCGUAAUGCCAGAUAGCAACAGUGAUCACCUAUCGACCAGCCUAAUGGCUGAUCAUAUGAACGCUAAUAAGACAACGACAACUCAUUCCUCUUUGAUGCAAUUGAGCUUCGAUGAUGAUUUUAUAUUAAAAUCAGAUCGAGAUUUAGAAAUGAUUCAACGAGAUGUAGAGAAUAAAGAAAAAUUGUUAGCGGAUGUUCUGGAUUUUGACUUGUCCAAAUAUAUGACGAGUAAUCGAAUAGAUAAAGAUAACUCGAUAUCUAAUCGUAUCGACACUAUAACAUGUAUAAAUUGUAAUGUACAUUCCAAUAAUGCGACAAACGGAGAACUAUCUACAAACGAGGAAAAUGAAAAUAUUGAACAGAGUGAUCACACAGGAACUGAAUCGGGGGAGGAAGAUGUCAGUUAUCGUACUGAAUUAAAGCGAUUAGAAGAUCUUGGAGAAUGCAGAAAGAAUCUUUUACAAAAUAAUCUGGAUGACACGCCACCAGCUGGUAAUAAUUUCAUCGAUAUUCGACAAAUGCCGCCCAUGAAUCGAGAUGAAUUAGAACAUCAAUUUAACGUCUUGGCAAAGGAAUGUGCUACAUCUGCUAUUCUUGAGGAAGAAGAAGAUUGGGUCUUAGUUAAGGAUGAUAUACCAUCGAUUGCUAUGUUUUAAGCAAACGUUGUACGUAAAAGCCACAUUUUGUACAUAUGUUAAUAUAUUAUUAAAAAAUAAUUAGAUAAUUGCAUAUGAAAACAAGAGUUACUUUGAAGUAACUCUUUCUCUAUUUUUUCUUGUACAGAAGAUACACACAUUUUGUUAAUCGUGAAAGAGAUAAAUUUUUAUUCUGUCGGCGUUUAGUAAACGAGACAAUAUAUAAAUUAUUGACUGAAAUAGAAAAAACGUUGUUCGAAAUAUUCUGUUUUGCAUAUUACGAAUGUAAUGUCAAGCAUAUUGAAUUAUAAAAUAAUAUGCAUCUAAGUUCUGAGACAUGCAAUUAGAAAACAAUUAUAUUUUGCGGAAAUUGGAAAUAAUGCUAGUCACUGUUUCAGUUUUAACAUAAUUAUUGUUUGUGUGCUUAAAGAAUGUAACCUUUUACGAAUCAAAUGUUUAGUAAAAUUAAUCAAA
This is a messenger RNA of Pogonomyrmex barbatus (red harvester ant), 3003 nucleotides long. RefSeq names its product WD repeat-containing protein CG11141. Gene Ontology annotation, molecular function: protein binding. Lineage: Eukaryota; Metazoa; Arthropoda; Insecta; Hymenoptera; Formicidae. The record is from RefSeq and is a predicted model, not a curated record.